CGUCGGGCGCCACAAAACGCUGCACAACGCCAGCCCAGUGGGGGGGGCCGCGGUGCUGUAAUCGCGCUGCAGCACACUUCCCAGCACCAUGCGCGAGCUUGUAGUACGCGAGGCUCUCGCGGAGGCAGGCAUAAAGCGGCGGCGCUCCUCCGGCGGCGAGCCGGCGACCCGCCUCUCGGCGCACCUGUUGGAGCUCUUUGAGGAGAUCGAUUGCGACCCGGCCGUCUGUCGUAUCUCCGCGGAGGAGCUGCGGCGCGGCCUAGAGCGGCUCGGCCUGCCCUGCUCGCCCAACCUCGUCGAUGAGAUCUUUGACCUCGCCGACGCGAACGCCGACGGGCUACUCGACUACGGCGACCUUCUCGUGUACGCGACGGAGAGGGAGGCGCAGGUGGCGCGCACGUUUGCGCGCAUCGCGCGCGACGGCCGGAUCCGGCGCGGCGAGCUCCAGCAGGCGCUCGGCGACCUUGGCCUGCGCGUGAGCGCGGAGCAGGCGCAGUCCUUCUUCGACGCGCUCGACCGCAACGGGAGCGGCACGGUUACCCUGGACGAGUUUGAGCAGUUCUGCUGGCUGCUGCCUCGCGUCGACGCGCGCGCCGCCUUCGAGAGCUGGCAGAAGCACGUGCCGCUCGACACGGGGCAGGAGCCCGGGCUACGCCUCGUCGUUCAUGAUCAAGAGCCGGGUCUCGGCCUCGUCGCCGAGAAGCCGCUCGCCGACGGCAGCGGCGGCAGCACGCCAGCCUCUCCGGCGCCGCCGUCGGUGGUGCUCGCGGCGGGCGCUGUGGCCGGCGUAGUCUCGAGGACGGCCACGGCGCCGCUCGACCGGCUCAAGGUGCUGAUGCAGGUUGGGUCGCACGAAGUCGCUUCCGUCGACGGGUCGGUGCGCAAGCUCGGCCCGGUGGCGAUGAUUGAGCGGCGCGCGGCAGCAAGCGGCGUGCUGGCGGGCCUGCGCGCCAUCUACGCGGCCGGCGGCGUGCCCGCCUUCUUCCAGGGCAACUUGGCAAAUGUGGUCAAGAUCGUGCCUGAGUCCGCCCUCAAGUUUUGGGUGUACGACUGGGUCAAGCGGCUCAGUGCGAGGGACUACUCGCGCCCUACCGCAAGCGAACGGCUCCUUGCGGGCGCAGCUGCCGGCGCGGCGUCCUGCACUGCCAUCUACCCCCUCGAGGUAGUCAAGACGCGGAUGGCAAUCGCUCGGGCCGGGGAGUAUGAGGGGAUCGGCCACUGCCUCCAGCGCACCGCGAGGGCGGAAGGGCUGCGCGCGCUCUACAAGGGACUUCCGGCCUCACUCGCAGGCAUCAUCCCCUUCUCCGCCGUCGACCUCGCCCUCUUCAACACGCUCAAGGAGUGGCUUGCGCGCUACCGCCGCCGAGAACCGGACGUGCUCACUCUCCUCGGCUGCGGCGCCCUCUCGUCGACGGUCGCUCAGCUCGCCACCUACCCUCUCGCGCUGGCGAAGACGCGCCUGCAGGCGGCGGGCAUGCCCGGCUACCCGCAGAGGUAUAACGGCCUCGCCGACUGCCUACGCCAGACGUACUCAGACCGCGAGGGUGGCGGCGUCCGCGCGCUCUACCGCGGCAUCCUGCCAAACAUGCUCAAGGCGGUGCCCGCGAUCUCGAUCUCGUACGUCGUCUUCGAGACGAGCAAAAAGGCGAUGCUCUCGCGGAUCGACGACCAGCGGAGAGCAGAGCCGCGCUAGCCGCCCGCGCUAGCCGCCCGCGCUUGCCGCCUUGCGCCGGGAUGUGUGGGCUAGAUCGCUGAUCGGUCCAUAUAGGGCAGGGUCGCUGCCAAAAGCCCGAUUUU
Molecule: messenger RNA, 1797 nt
Organism: Emiliania huxleyi CCMP1516
Lineage: Eukaryota; Haptophyta; Isochrysidales; Noelaerhabdaceae
Product: mitochondrial solute carrier protein
Exons: 3
Coding region: 89-1693 (534 amino acids)
Biological process (GO): transmembrane transport
Molecular function (GO): ATP transmembrane transporter activity; calcium ion binding
Source: RefSeq, a predicted model, not a curated record